AUGCCCUGCAUGAGCAGAAGAACAGGAGUCAUUCUGCAGAAGCAAAGAGGAGCUAUCCUACAGAGCAGCAAAGAGGUGUCAUCCUACAGAGCAGGAGCAGGACAAGAGUCAUCCUACAGAGCAGCAAAGAGUAGUCAUCCUACAGAGCAGCAAAGAGGGGUCAUCCAACAGAGUAGCAGCAGGACAGGAGUUCUCCUACAGACCAGCAGCAUGACCGGAGUCAUCCUACGGAGCAGCAUAGAGAUGUCAUUCUGCAAAGCAGCAAAGUGGAGUUAUCCUACAGAGCAGCAUGACCGGAGUCAUCCUAUGGGGCAGCAUGACCGGAGUCAUCCUACAGAGCAGCAUGACAGGAGUCAUCCUACAGAGCAGCAGGACAGGAGUCAUCCUACAAAGCAGCAGGACAGGAGUCAUCCUACAGAGCAGCAACUAGGGGUCAUCCUGCAGAGUGGCAGCAGGAUAGGAGUCUUCCUACACAGCAGAAAGAUGGGAAAGGUGAAGGAUGAUGUGCCCAAACAGCCUGCCACCUCACUUUAA
Molecule: messenger RNA, 534 nt
Organism: Xyrichtys novacula (pearly razorfish)
Lineage: Eukaryota; Metazoa; Chordata; Actinopteri; Labriformes; Labridae
Source: the annotation of a GenBank genome assembly